Peronospora matthiolae is the source of this 249-nucleotide messenger RNA. NCBI's taxonomy places the organism in Eukaryota, Oomycota, Peronosporomycetes, Peronosporales, Peronosporaceae. The record is from the annotation of a GenBank genome assembly.
AUGCGGCCAGGAGGUCCGGGGGCGAGUCAGCCAGUCAAGGACGCGGAGGGAAUCAGGGCCGAGCGCUCGUUCCCGCGGUACGAAUCCGUCCUUCUUCGUCGAUUGGCCUCUGGGUGGGGCUAUGUGGAGGCGCGUGCACUUAAGCGGGAGCCCGCACGUCAGAUGCAGCAGUCGGUUGUGCAAUCGACGCUUGAGAGCACUCCUGGAUUGCCUAAACCUGCGAAAUCGCCUAUCGACACUGGGUCCUAG